Messenger RNA from Truncatella angustata, 1180 nucleotides. RefSeq lists its product as uncharacterized. The coding region runs from base 293 to 1033 and encodes 246 amino acids. Lineage: Eukaryota; Fungi; Ascomycota; Sordariomycetes; Amphisphaeriales; Sporocadaceae. The record is from RefSeq and is a predicted model, not a curated record. The transcript has a single exon.
CUUUUGACUAUGACUUCUGCAACAUACUGACCAGUCCGACUUGAUAAGGAGAGUCGGGAGGACACAACGAAAGUUGCCAAGAGGAGAUUGUUUGAAACUUUUGCUUUUUACCCCCUUGUCGGUGCUUUUGCUCCUACCUACAGGUUUGAAUGCCCCCAAACCCCGCCUGCAAACGAUUACUCAAACCACUUCAUUGAUAGAGGCAUCACGUCCACGGUACUCUCUCCUGUAAUUUUCAACUUUGUUUCCAGCAAUUCUGUGAACACCAGUAACAUUGAGAAUUCCCGAUAAGAUGCCCGAGUGUGCCAAAUGCAAGGCAGGUGUUGACCUGAAGACGUGCGCAAAAUGCCAAUCAGUCCUCUAUUGCUCCAGAGAUUGCCAAAAGGAUGACUGGAAAGUUCACAAGAAGGUGUGCGCCAAGAGCACUCAAGGGGGUAGUAAUACAACCUCAACUGGAAGCAGCUCUACUCGCGCUGGUACCGGUCCUAGAACCAAAGGACUGGAGAAGCACCUCAAUAAACCAAUGACACGCCUUCACAACCGCAGUUGGCUGCACGGUCGCCCAGAGAACGACGUCUACAAAAUCCUGAUUGACUCUUAUCGUCUGAAGAUGGCCGACGACGUCAAUUUUGAUGCCAAACCAGAAGCAGAGUCGAUUUACACAGCAGCCGGAGCUGCCAACCCCCUAGCUGGCUUCCGGCGUUUCCUGGCCCAAGCGAAGUCAAGCGAAGGACUCUUGCCGACUUGGUGGAACGAUGAGAAUCAGAAGGAAUGUGAGGCAUUGGCAACGCCACGGGACGGUUUGUACAGCCUCAGCAAGAAGAUACAGAAGGCCGAUAUCAUCACUCAUUAUGAUGAUCCGCAAUUCCCGAUGCAGCUCCGUCUGCUGCGCGAACAGAUCACUGGAAGAGGGCCUGCGGGACAGUCUGGAGGCCCCAUGAUCUAUCAGAUGAUGCAAUUUGAACGUGGCGAUGGUGACGGUGAGUUCAUCAUGAUGGACACGACGACGGGGAAGAUUCAAAAAGGUCAUUGAAAAGUAAAGGUUGUUGCAGCGAUGCAUCGUCACAUGCUGUCAUGAGAGACUGGCAGGUUGUAAUCUGAGGCAACAUAGGUGGUUUUUGGUUUGUUUGUUGUAUUGCUUAAGAAUGAUGAUGGCUGAAACUAUGUGAUCAGAAUGGAU